AUGAGAAUGAAGAUUACCCUAAAAGUUCAUAAGGUUUGGGAGGCAGUUGAGGAUGUGACAACAAAUAGAGAGAAGAACGAUAUGGCGCUAGCUCUGUUAUUCCAGUCGAUACCGGAAACUCUCAUCCUGCAGGCCGGAGAACUUGACAAAGCUAAGCAAGUAUGGGAGGCCAUAAAGACGAGACAUGUAGGAGCGGAACGAGUAAAGGAAGCCAGACUACAAACUCUGAUGACUGAGUUUGAUCGUCAUAAGAUGAAGGAGACAGAGAAUAUUGAUGGCUUUGGUGGGAAAUUGUCGGAACUAGCUUCCAAGUCGGCUGCUCUAGGAGUUACCAUUGAAGAAGCAAAAAUUGUCAAGAAAUUUCUCAUGAGUUUGCCGAGGAAGAAGUAUAUCCAUAUUGUUGCAUCUCUCGAGCAAGUACUUGAUCUUAACACUACGAGUUUUGAAGACAUCCUAGGAAGAUUAAAGGCGUAUGAGGAGAGGAUUUUUGAAGAAGAAGAGACCGAAGAAGCGUUGUGUCCCGACAGGUUACUCAAGUUGCAGGAGACUCACGAAGGAGACAACACUGAGACACAAGAGGCCGAUAAACUUAUGAUGCAUGAAGUGGUCUUCUUGAACGAGAAGAACGUUUUGCCAGAGAAGUAUGAAACAAAUUCCGGAGGAAACAAUAUCUGGUAUCUUGAUAACGGGGCUAGCAAUCAUAUGACGGGAGAUCGAAGAUACUUUUCUAAACUUGAUAAUACUAUUACGGGGUAG
Molecule: messenger RNA, 756 nt
Organism: Brassica napus (rape)
Lineage: Eukaryota; Viridiplantae; Streptophyta; Magnoliopsida; Brassicales; Brassicaceae
Exons: 2
Coding region: 1-756 (251 amino acids)
Source: RefSeq, a predicted model, not a curated record